Molecule: messenger RNA, 1933 nt
Organism: Suillus fuscotomentosus
Lineage: Eukaryota; Fungi; Basidiomycota; Agaricomycetes; Boletales; Suillaceae
Exons: 3
Coding region: 404-1933 (509 amino acids)
Biological process (GO): tRNA wobble uridine modification; tRNA methylation
Cellular component (GO): cytoplasm
Molecular function (GO): GTP binding
Source: RefSeq, a predicted model, not a curated record
GUUCCACCAUGAGUCGUACGAUUGCCACAGACACCGCCUCUGCUAUUUGCUCCAAAGCUGCAUGUAGUUGCAGGGGCUCUGAUGCUUGUUUUCUCCCUCAUGGAAGCAAUCUUUGAAUGUCACGGUGAUGUUAUGACGUUCACCAAGCUCUCCUAGUAACAGUUGACUAUGAAUUAUUAUUUUUUGAAUCGCACCAUCAACACGACUUAGCCUCGACUUCAUUUGCCGGAUGCCGACAACCUGCAGGCGAAUGACAUUUGUCGAGUCAGUAUUCAACCGAUUGGCAGGCGUCUGAAGUAUGUACAAAGGAACGUGGUCAACGUUCGCACCGUUUUAAAAGAAAUGCGGUCAAACGUCACGGCACCCUAGUGCCAUCUUGAACAUUCCUGGAAUCCAAAUUGUGAUGGAGUCGGACACAAGAAACAAAGAUAUCAACAUCGUACUCUUUGGGCCGGGAGGAGCAGGCAAAAGCUCACUCGUCAAUCUCAUGGCGGGAGAGUACGUAGCAGAAACGUCCGAUGACGUGAAACCCUGCACGCUGAAGUGGGAAGAGCAUCACGUCAAAAUCGCUGAUGACUCUUAUAAUAUAUUCGAUACUAUUAGAGUCGCGGCACCACAACUGGGAAUCCCACAGUACCUCGAUGCUGUCGAGAAUGCCCAUGGCCUCAUCCAGAAAUUGGAGAAAAAAGGCGGCAUUGAUCUACUUAUGUUCUGCAUGCGCGCAGGCCCACCCACCGAUGCGCUUCUGAGUAAUUACCGGCUCUUUAACGAAUUUCUUUGUGAAAAGAAGGUCCCCAUCGUUAUAGUGAUCACAUGGCUCGAAGACGAAGUCGGGGAAAUGGAUGCCUGGUGGACGAGAAACAAAUUUUUCUUUCAUGACAAGGAGUUCCAUGUCGAUGGUCAUGCGUGCAUCACCGCCAUACGAGGCAAUUGUCCAGAACGGCACGAGCAAUCGCGUACCACGAUCUACAAACUUGUCAAGGAGUUCACUGCUGACGGGCAGAAGCGAACAUGGAAAGGAGGAGACAAUAUUCUCGUGCUGUUGAUGCAAAAGCUGAGGGAGCUACUUUCAGGGAAAUCACGUUCGAAGGAUAUUGUGCCUCGCCUCAUCAAGAAGUGUGGUUUGUCUCCAGACGUCGCAAAGCAUAGAAAUAAAAAUAUCAACAUUGUACUCUUUGGGCAGGGAGGAGCAGGCAAAAGCUCACUCGUCAAUCUCAUGGCGGGAGAGUAUGUAGCAAAGACAUCCAGUGACGUGACACGCUGCACGUUGAAGUGGGAGGAAUAUCCCGUCAAAUUCGAUGGCGCCUCUUACAAUAUAUUCGAUACUGUCGGACUCGAGGAACCACAGCUGGGAAUCCCACAGUACCUUGAUGCUGUCGAGAAUACCCAUACCCUCAUCCAAAAAUUAGAGAGACAAGGUGGCAUUGAUCUACUUAUAUUCUGUAUGCGCGCAGGCCGACUCACCGCUACGAUUCAAAGCAAUUACCGGCUCUUUAACGAAUUCCUCUGUGAAAAGAAGGUCCCCAUCGUUAUGGUGAUCACAUACCUCGAAAACGAAGUCGGGGAAAUGGAUGCCUGGUGGAAGAGAAACCAAGAAACUCUCCGUCACCAGGAGUUCCAUGUCGAUGGACAUGCGUGCAUCACCGCCAUUCGAGGCAAUUUUCCAGAACGGCAUGAGCAAUCGGGCAACAUAGUCCGCAAACUUGUCAAGGAGGUCACUGCUGGCGGGCAGAAACGAGCACGGAAACCGGGAGGAGACGAGCUGUUCAUGUCGUUGAUGCAGAAGCUGAGGGGGCUACUUUUAGGGAAACCACGUUCGAAGAAGGAUAAGAUUGUCCCUCGCCUCAUCAAGAGGUGCGGUUUGUCUCCGGACGUCGCAAAGCAGUUGGCUGAUAGAAUCAAGAAAGACAUGGUAGUAGAAGGAGCUAUUUGA